Messenger RNA from Closterium sp. Yama58-4, 297 nucleotides. The record is from the annotation of a GenBank genome assembly. NCBI's taxonomy places the organism in Eukaryota, Viridiplantae, Streptophyta, Zygnematophyceae, Desmidiales, Closteriaceae.
AUGUCCAUCCACGAUGACGUCAUGCAGGCGCUUGUGCACCUGACCCUGACGUAUGCAGAACAAUUGGCUCGGGACGUGCAGUUGUUUGCACGGCAUGCCAAGAGGAAAAGAGUGGAACCUGACGACGUCAUUCUCUCAGCUCUCUCCAUCCAUCAGUCUCGUGCAACAACAUUCUACCUCGUGGCAGCCCAUCGGAAUCAAGCAGUAAUGAAGCAGCUCCGAGAAUUUGCGGUAGCUGUGGGGCAAGAGGGGAAGGUCAUUAAGAGCAAAGGUCCAGCCCAACCAGAUGGUUUGUAA